AUAUAAAGUACACCCACUCGUCGUAGAACUACCAUAGAUUAUUAUUUAUGCUCAGUUGGGUUUUAAUUAAAGCACAAUAUAAGUGAGACGUUUUCUCAGUAAACAGCAGGUUGGCAUCCUAUAAGGUUUUAUUGUGACUGAAAAUGGCUUUAGUAAGGCUACUCUGUAUCUGCCUUUUAGUAACAUUGGUUGGCAGCUAUCCUUUGACGGAUGUGAGUUCAAGCUCGGAAGGACUAACGUCCACACCAGUCAGUAAGGGUAUAACAACAAUGGAGGACCUGAAGGAACAUGAGACAGACACAAAAGAUAAAGUAACUCCUCGUGGUUUUUUAGAAAUUCUUUAUGACAUGCUAGUGCAAACCGAGCCGGCCUACGUGCCGUGUAAAUGGUACGAUGCCUGGUACGGAUUGACUGGGGAUAAUGGAGGUGAGCCAUGCCCACGGAGGCUGGGGAAAAUGGUCAUGCAUUCUGGACAUCCUGGAUAUGCUCCCUAUUAUGAAACAUCGAAUAAGCGCUAUUAUUAGUUCGGGCGUUAUUACGGCAAUGAAAAUCUGGCUUCCUAUAAUUUUUAUUGCAAAUAAAUAAUCAUUAACAAAA
Molecule: messenger RNA, 597 nt
Organism: Homalodisca vitripennis (glassy-winged sharpshooter)
Lineage: Eukaryota; Metazoa; Arthropoda; Insecta; Hemiptera; Cicadellidae
Exons: 3
Coding region: 144-524 (126 amino acids)
Source: RefSeq, a predicted model, not a curated record